Messenger RNA from Gymnogyps californianus (California condor), 760 nucleotides. Its product is annotated as hydroxysteroid dehydrogenase-like protein 2. The transcript is spliced from 4 exons. Bases 1 to 669 code for a protein of 222 amino acids. The record is from RefSeq and is a predicted model, not a curated record. Gene Ontology annotation, cellular component: mitochondrion. Lineage: Eukaryota; Metazoa; Chordata; Aves; Accipitriformes; Cathartidae.
AUGGCGGCGCGGAUACGGGCCGCCCCGGGGCGGGGAGCAGGCCCGGGAGGGCCGCUGGGGCCGCCCCGCUUCGCGCAGCCGCCGCGGCGGCGAGGGGCGGAGCUGUCGGGCGAAGGUGAAGGGCGGCGGCGGCGGCGCUGCCGCCAGUGGCGUCCUGGCCCGGCCGGCGUGUGUGAGGAGCGGCGGUGUGUUUUGCGUUUGAAAGAGAAAACUCAUCUCUUCCUUGUAGGUGCUUCCCAGGCUUUCAAAGAGGAGAAGAAAUUAAGCGGAUCCCAGCAUGAAGGACCAGAUGGAGCUAAGGUCAACACAGACUCGGCUCCAGCCAAGCCACUGAGUCCCGUUGCAGAAACAUUCAGAAUUAUUCAGGGGUCAAUGAGCGAAGAGUAUGUGAGAACUACUCAGGGUGUCUUUCAGUUUGAAUUAUCUGGUGACGAAGGAGGCACUUGGUACAUUGACCUGAAAACCGAGGGUGGGAGCGCUGGUUUCGGGAAGCCUCCUGUGACGGCUGAUGUGGUUAUGAGCAUGUCGAGUGCCGACUUUGUGAAGAUGUUCACAGGUAAACUAAAGCCAACCCUGGCCUUCAUGUCAGGAAAAUUAAGGAUUAAAGGUUACAUGGCGCUAGCAAUAAAGCUCGAGAAGAUGCUGACACAGCUUAAUUCUAAACUGUGAGGGGAAAUCCUUUACUAGCAGAACAGUGGCCUUUCAUAUAUAACUGCAGUGCUGUUUUAAAAUACCAGUCCUCAUUUUUCUGUGAUAGAAU